This is a messenger RNA of Eupeodes corollae, 7106 nucleotides long. RefSeq lists its product as uncharacterized. The record is from RefSeq and is a predicted model, not a curated record. Gene Ontology annotation, cellular component: membrane. NCBI's taxonomy places the organism in Eukaryota, Metazoa, Arthropoda, Insecta, Diptera, Syrphidae. Bases 438 to 6623 code for a protein of 2061 amino acids. The transcript has 23 exons. Gene Ontology annotation, molecular function: G protein-coupled receptor activity.
UGGACUUCUUGGGUGUUUACGGACUUUAAAGCCUUUAAAUGGCUAAAACCGAAUCCUUCAAACUCCUAAAAAUCAAUUCCGUACUCAUUCCUACUUCAUUAUGCAACAGACGUCUGCUAAGCCAACAGAAAAACAAAUAAUUCCUCCUUCAUCAAGCUGAAUGUCUAAUCGAAUAACUAGACUAUGACAAAAUGUAUUAAAGCUGAAAGGCGAUCAACUGACUGCAGCAGCAUCAGGUGCUGCGGCUCACAUCUGAGUUGCUUUAAUUUGAAUUGCAGAUAACAGACAACUUAACGAACUGCACGUCUACGGCAACCGCAACACAUCAGAAACAAAAAAAAGAAGAAAACAGUUAGAAAAAAACUAAAUCCAAGAGGAAUAAAAACGCACUAAAUACACGCCCCACCCCAGAAAGAUAGAAACACAAAGAACGGUCGAUGACGACAUCAUUAUUUCUCAUCAUCCUGUUCAUGGUGGCUCUAUUACCAGCCAACAUAAUCAAAGAAACCAACGCAACAGCUGCUGCCGGCAGUGCCUGGCAGUCUGUGGUGGUUCCCGACAGUUCUAGGCUCCUCAGCAGCUCUUUGCUGCAUUCCCCAUCGGACAUUGCCCAUCGACUAAGCACAUCAGUCAUUCGCUCCAAUGAGAGAAAUCAGCAUCAACUUCAACUUCAGCAGAACCCACUACGACGACGACGCAUCGCCAGAGCACCGACUAUCAAUCAGGAAUUUUUGCCGGGUGAGUUGCUGCCGCAAUUGCCACAACUGCCACCACCUCCACUGCCAGCUAUUCCAUUAUUGGCAAAGCCUUUUGCUGAGAAGCAGAACAUCCAGCACCAUAAUGGUACAACACCUCUGUGCGGAGGCUACUAUCGGGCUGCAGCUGGCACCAUUCAAACGCCCAACUUCCCGCACAGAUUCAAGACACCCAUCGAGUGUGUUUGGAUUGUUGAUGCGUCCGAGAUUCACUCGCACGCCGAACCGGGUGCCAAUGUUUCGAUAGUUGUCUACCUGACGCAGUUGUACGUGCUGGGCGGACUCAAAUUCACAGAGUACAUGUACUACAGCGAUGACUACAAAGUGCCCAGUCAUCGGCUUUUCCAACUCACCGAAGACGAUGCCACUAAAGUAGCGUGGAUUCAAUUCACCAGUCAAUACCUUGAGAUUCGUUUCGAGAUGCAAACCUUGGAUGGGACACAUCUGAGGGCCCUGGAUCGACUGUUGGAUGUCUAUGGCUUUAACAUUACCUACGAAGUUGACAGCAUUGUGAAACCUUAUCAGUGCAAUGCUCUGCAGUGUCGAUUUCUGGGACAUUGUUGGGCCAAUGCCAAAUACACAGCCUACAACUGUUCAUGUUUUCCUGGCUUCAGUGGAUCAGAUUGUGGACAUGGACCAUUGUGUGAUGAUCCUCAUACGAAUUUCUGUCAAAAUGGUGGAACUUGCAAACACAUCGGUGAUGCUGCUAUAACAUGCCAUUGUCUCUCCGGAUUCAAAGGAAACAAAUGCGAAUUAUCCGAAAUUAAUGAGAUAACAAAGGGUUGCACAGGAAACAGUUCAAUUGAUUGCCACAAGGAAUGCGACUUUCAAACUGGAAACUCAAUCAUCAAAUCGAGAAAAGGUAUAAGCAGUGAAAGAAUUGCAGCUCGUACCGGAAAAACUCGAUACGAAGUGACAAUAAGACUUGGAACAAAUUUAACAUCAUUUUAUCGAUCAGUGGACGCGGAAAAGAAGGCAUCCGAACAUCUUCCUAGCAUCCUUGAGAGACAUAUGGGUAGAAUUUUAAGAAAUUUCAAUAUCACAAGAAUCACCGAUUUGGAAUUAAUAAGCAAUUCUUCAGAUCGAUUGGAUAUAACAUUUCAUUUCUUUGGUGUUAAAAGUGAUUCAACGAGAAUACGCGAAGCCAUAACACGAAUGGUUGAACGUGGAAGAAUUGGAAACAUAACAUUGGUUUCCAAUUUUCAUCUUUUUGAUGAGAAUCCUCCACUUAAGCUAUUGGAUGUAACCAUAAAUAAAAAAUCACCAAUACGCUCAAUGAGUGAAUUUGUUUUAUCAUGUUCGGCUCAGGGAUCAUCACGAAUUAAUUUUCAGUGGUAUAAAGAUGGUGCAAUUGUAAAUACUUCAAAAGCAACCAGAGAAAUUUGGACGACAGUUCUUCCACCAGAAAACGAAAAUUUGUAUACUGCAAUUCUAGGAAUUACAAAAGCAAACCAAAUGGAUGAAGGUGUUUACACUUGCAAGGUGGUGGACUGGAGCGUGGAGCAGUGUCGUUCGAUUCAUGUGCACAUUCAAACACCACCCCGACUGAGGGUCGACCCGGCUAGCGUGACUUUGCAUCGUGGGGAUUCGUUGCGUGUCCGGUGUCUCUCGCCCGGUAACGAUAUCAAACGUUAUGGACAAUUAGGAUACAGCUGGACGCGUAAUGGUGUACUCUUUCAGUCGGAUCCGCAAACAGUGAUGUGGGAAGAUUUAUAUCCGGACGGAAGCAUUUUGAAAAUCAAUAACAUCCAGAAAUCAGCUGAAUACUCGUGUGUGGUAUCGAACAGUGUUUCGCCAGUAUCGAAGAGUGUCUAUGUAACGGUAAUCGAUAGAAAUAUGGUUGAAUUAUGCCAUGCUGAAAUGAACAAUGGCGUCCAAUGGCCAACAACAGCACCAGGAGCUGCUAUCGUCGCUGAUUGUCCUAAAAAAUAUCAAGGAUAUUCGAGGCGAGUGUGCGAGAAACGCGAUGUUGGUAAUACAACAUGGCUGCAACCGGACUUUUCACAGUGCGUCGCUGAUCAACUACUAAAAACUUACAAUCAGUUUCAGGCUCUAACAUCAGGAUACCAGAAAACAAAUGUUUCAGCAAUAUUAAAAGCAUGCCUGCAAUACACAAUAAGUAGACAUGACAGCUUUUUACUUGGUGAAGCUGGGUUUCUUUUGGAUAUGUUGCAAAAUGUUGGUUCGUAUUUGGAAAUAAAAUGCACUCAGCUAGAACGUGAAAUGGCAGCUGAAAUAGUUCUGCAUAUUUUAGACAAAGUAAUGCUAAAUGUCAGAUCAUUAAAUAGUCAAAAGCACAUUAAAAAGUUGCAGUUCUUGACACAGUGGGCAGCAUUAAGUCGUGAAACAAUUGCAGCAUCACAAUUAGCUACAUCAACGUCAUCUUCAUCGUACUCCUCGUUGUCUUCCGUUGGAACUUUACACUCGGCAUCCACAUCAUCAUCAUCCUCAUCUUCGUCUUCUUCAUCAUCGUCGUCGUCGUCAUCGUCAACACCAGCAUUGUCUGCUCCAAAUAACAAUGGAACCAGGGGAUCAAGCACAGCAGGUAGUAGCAGUAGGUCUUCGUCAUAUACAUCAGCGUCUGGGGCAGAGAAUAAUAUGUUGUCAGCAUCAGCCUUGGCGGAGACUGAAGGUGCAUCUGUAAUCCUUGAUGAGGAAACAUUGUCCUUGGAUCGAUUAAGUUCACUUAGGACUUACAUGACAGCUGUUAAGACGCUUCCAUUUAAUCUACGAAUUUACGGCGAUGACUUAUUUUCCGACCAACUUUAUAUGGAUAUUACUAUUUCAAAACUUCUUCUCAGCAUAAUGGCGAAUUCAACAAUAUUUGCUUCAGUGAUAUCGUACAAAAAUUUGAAAAGUUUCCUACCCAAAACUUAUUUCUCACGUGGCAGUGACUCUAAAGACACUGAUUAUAUCUUGGCAUCCCGAGUUGUCCAGACGUGGCUAUUUCAAUCGAAUCGUUCAAAUGAUAACAUGAGGGAGCCAUUAGAUCUGCCAUUGGAUGUGGGACAUGUUGAGAUUAUUUUCCAACAUGAACCCAGAAAUAUUAACAGUGAUUGGAUACCAGUUUGUGGGCACGAUUAUAAGGCAACAUUCGAGUCGACUUGGCGCACAGAACCUUGCAUUACGAAAAAUCUCAUGGCGAAUAUAACGCGUUGUAUCUGCCCGUUAUCUGGAACAUUUGUGGUGCUGCUUGCGAAAAAGACCGAAAACAUCAACAUCAUACGACCAUCGGAAUGUCCCAUCUUUGUCAUCAUUGGAUGUGGUUGUUGUUUUCUGCAAUCUUGUACUGCCUUCAUCGUACUGCUGCCAAUUUGGUAUCACAAGAAAUGUUGUGUAACAUUUCUGAAAAUGCAAUUCUGUACAUCGACAUCCAGCAUAAUGAUUAUAUUUUUGCUUGGUUUUCUCAAAAUGCUUCCACAGGACUUACAGGGUAUUAUAAGUUCAACUUUAGCCUCAUUGAUGCUUCUGGGUAUCUCAACUAUAAUUGCCAUCGCUCUAGUUGUUCAUUCACAAUUGAUACCACGGAAGCUUCAAGUAACAACUAAUCUAUCGUCUGGUCUUCGCGGAGCAAUCGGCAUUAGUUGGCUUUUGCCAUUUUUGUUUGCCAUUUGUUCGCCAUUGAUAAGCAAUAUAAUUGGCAAAUGGCCAAAACAUUGGUGGCUAGAUGUCGACAGUUCAGCCUUUGUAUUGUUUGUCGUUGUUGAGAUGCUGUUGAUUGUACCCUUUGGAUUGUUGCUGUUCAUAUUAAUCAGGAAACUUUUGUGGCUUUUGCGAAAGCAUGGCCAAAAGGGAACAAUGCUAUGGGAGCGAAUAGGACUAUUGUAUCGCAGUGGGAUGAUUUUGUUUCUUAAACUUUCAACGGAUUCUUUAUUUAUUGCUUAUCUCAAUACAAAGGAAAACACAAUUUUGAGUUAUAUCCUUGGAAUAUCGUGUACGUUACUGGGAUUCUCUGUACUUUUCUGCUUUGUUAUAAAAGCCGAACAAAGUCUUCGUUCGUCGGCGAUGCCCAGUCCUUCGAGCAAGACAAGCGUCAAUCUCCAAGGCAACUACUGUUCAGGCUCAAUAAAUAGUCCACUUAGUUUUUAUACAAAUUACGAGAAAGAAAAAGACAAUGAAAGUGGUGCAUCACUGCAGCAUUCACCGCCAGAUGCAUCGGUGACCCAACUGCCACUUACAACUAUUUCGACUGCACCGUCAAGAUGCCAAAUGGUAGCCGGAUUGCGGCCAGCUAAGACCGUCGAAACAUUCCUCGGCAUGGUGGUGGUGCGACCUGGUGAGGAAGGUAGCGGUGGAGGCGGCAGUGGAGUUGGUGGUGGUGGUGGUUGCCUAUCCCUGGGAGGCUACAGUGAUAAAAAGACUAAGCUACACGAAGUAGAACAAUACCAUCAUACGACGACGACGUCGCUGACAAAUGUCGCCAAACGGGAUGCCAUCAGUGAUAUAAAAGGCGGUGAUGAUGUCAGCAACAAAAGCCUCAGUAGCACUGACAGUAAUACAAAAUCACGUUGCUGUAAUAUACUCCUGGGUGUGAGUGGUGGAGGUGGUGGUGGCAAUUACUCGGGUAGCGGUGGCAAUGGUUGUAAAACAGAAAAUUCUGAAAGCGAAACAUUUUCCUGGCAGCGAAGGCCACACCAUGAAGUCACAACCUGGGAUUUGUAUAAUGCAUACACGCCGACUGGCGCAUCAGCAUCAGCAGCCAAGAUGGGACGUCCCCAUCAAUACCAGCAUCAUCAUCAGCACCAGCACCAUCAUGGGAUGAGUAGUUUGCACCACGUAGAGCAAAUCAAAGACUGUGCCCGGCCAGAAAGUCCUAACUUCGUCGCUGUGAAGACUUUAGACAUCCUGCAAGGUGUUUCACCAGACAGCAUUAUUGGCAUACGUACAAGUAUUCCGGCGACGACGAUGUCAUCAGCAAAGCCCAACGACAUUCAACAUUUUAAACCAUUUGUGGAAAAUCUGCCAACAAUGACUACUUCAUUAACGAAAACACAAGCAACACCGCAAUCCCAAAAGCAUGUCACCAUUGCUGAGAUACAAAAACUCACAUCACAACAUCCCUUCGAUCAUAAUAUGCCCGCUGCUGUUGGCACAUCGAUAUCACCACCCUGCUCUUCCGCAGGAGGGGGAGGAGCAGCAGCAGCAGCAGCAGCGACGGCAGCAUCAUCAAAAACAGACGCUAGCUAUAUGAGUCGGCAAACAUCAACCCUACACCCACCCAUUAUCAUGAUAACAUCCUCGUCUAUGGACCACCAUUCUGAAAGGACCCGAGACACAGGUGUCCUCGCUGAUAGACUGCAACAAAACAGGACCGACAGUAUGAAAGAAAGUUUCUCAUCAGCUGAAACUGUGGACGUGUCAGGCGAAAACAAAGCUCUCGGCGUGGUGGACCUGGAUGCCUCCUCGAACGGGAUGCUCGAUAGAAUAUCUCAUGACCUGGAUUAUUUAUUAAAUCGAACAAACGAUGUUCCUCCUCCACCUCCUCCCGCUUCUUCUUCGACACUGAUUCACGUAGGUAGACCUUCCACAACGUUGCCUUCCUCAUCGACAUCAACAUCGACAUCAACAACGACAUCGACACCGCCAACGCUAGCUUCAGUUCCAGCUCCAGCUCAACAACCAGCACCACCACCACCACCACCAAAUCUGCUGACGUCAACAUCAAAUGAAUGCGACAGUUGCGCUGUUACCGUGGAAUCUGGCUUGGGAGCCCAUGAAGUUAUUAGCAUACCACCGCCACCCCUUCCUCCGAGCGGCUCCAUUCCAAUAACAAUAUCCUGUUCAACCCUGAGGACACGCAUCAGCGUCCUCCACGAGGUAAUAAUGGAGGACGAUGCCGAACAGGAGCACGAACAAGAGCUAGACUGAAUUUUGUUUGCAUUCGAGUGGAAUGGGAAAAUGUAAAAUGUAAAAUCAUCCAAGCCAACCAACCAUCCAGCCAUCCAGUCAGCCAGUCCGCCAUCUACAGCACAAGACACAAAGAGAAACUUAUUGGAUGAUGAUGUAAAUUCGUUCCCAAGAAAUCUGAGUUGAACUAAGCUCAAGUCCUAUCCCUGUGUCCCAUCGCCAUCGCCAUCGCCAUCUCCAUCGCCACUCAAUGGACAAGCUAGAUACUAUAAACAAAAUUAUAUCAUUUUAUAAUAGAAACACACAUCUACACAAAAACUACAUAAAAUGCAUUUAACAAAAGAAAAAUCAAAAAAGCUAUAAAUGCAAAACUUUUUUAUUCGAUUUAAUUUUUUAAAGUUAUAAAAAUGAAUUUAUUCUAAAAAGAAAUUAUUAUUGUACAUAAAUAAAUAAAUUAAAUCUUGUAUUUUAAUAAUUAUCGAUUUGUGUGUAAGGAUUGAGGAG